Motacilla alba alba is the source of this 1977-nucleotide messenger RNA. RefSeq names its product paired related homeobox 1 (gene PRRX1). Bases 322 to 1059 code for a protein of 245 amino acids. Gene Ontology annotation, molecular function: DNA binding; DNA-binding transcription factor activity, RNA polymerase II-specific. Lineage: Eukaryota; Metazoa; Chordata; Aves; Passeriformes; Motacillidae. Gene Ontology annotation, biological process: regulation of DNA-templated transcription. The record is from RefSeq and is a predicted model, not a curated record. The transcript is spliced from 4 exons.
AGCCGGCGGCAGCGGGGGCGGAGGGACGGGGCGCACCCGCCCCAGCGGCCCCACAGCCGCCCUGCGCCUCCCGGCCGGCGGCAGCUCCCCGCGCCGCCGCCCCGGCGCCCCGAGCCGGCCGCCGCCUCUCCCCUCCGGCAUGUUUUAAGCCCGGCCCUGCCCGCUCCCCUUCGGGCUUCCCUCCCCGCCGCCGUCGGGUCCCGUCCCGUUCGCCCCGCUCCGCUCCUCGCUACUCCCCCCCUCGGAGCGCCGGCGGCUGGGGGGGCGCGGGGGCGCUGGGCGCCCGCGGGGGGCGAGGGCAGAAAAGCCCCGCUCGGCACCAUGGCGUCCAGCUAUGCCCACGCCAUGGAGAGGCAGGCCCUGCUGCCCGCCCGCCUCGACGGCCCCGCCGGCCUGGACAAUUUACAAGCCAAGAAGAACUUCUCCGUGAGUCACCUGCUGGACCUGGAGGAGGCGGGCGACAUGGUGGCCGCCCAGGCGGAGGAGGGCGGCGGCGAGCCCGGCCGGAGCUUGUUGGAGUCCCCCGGGCUGACCAGCGGCAGCGACACCCCGCAGCAGGACAAUGAUCAGCUGAACUCAGAAGAGAAGAAGAAAAGAAAGCAGAGGAGGAACAGGACUACCUUCAACAGCAGCCAGCUGCAGGCACUAGAGAGGGUCUUUGAGAGGACUCACUACCCCGAUGCCUUCGUACGGGAAGACCUUGCACGCAGAGUGAACCUCACUGAAGCCAGAGUUCAGGUGUGGUUCCAGAACCGGAGAGCCAAGUUCCGCCGGAACGAGCGGGCCAUGCUGGCCAGCAAGAACGCCUCUCUGCUCAAAUCCUACUCAGGGGACGUGACGGCCGUGGAGCAGCCCAUCGUACCUCGCCCUGCCCCCAGGCCCACCGACUAUCUCUCCUGGGGGACCGCCUCGCCCUACAGUGCCAUGGCCACCUACUCUGCCACGUGUACCAACGCCAGCCCGGCGCAGGGCAUGAACAUGGCCAACAGUAUUGCCAACCUGAGACUGAAGGCAAAGGAAUAUAGUUUACAGAGGAAUCAGGUGCCCACAGUCAAUUAACAGCUGGGGGCAGCUGCCUUGCAGAAGGAGAAAACACAACAGCACCCGUCCUGCUUCGCAACUUGUCUGUGCUGAAAGAAAAAAAAAAGAAAAAGAGAACAACAAAAAGAAAACACCAUAAAAAUAAAAUAGAAAAAAAAAAAAAAGAAAAAAAAGAAAAAAAAGCCAACCCUCAUUCAGAACUGAACACGGGGAGCAAACCCAACCUGUGAGUGAUAAGGUUCCUCCUUCCUUUUGGGAUAAUGCCACCAUUUUUAUUGUCUUGGUAUCGUCGGGUUUAUUGCUUUUGCUCAAUAUACUGCGAGCUUCUUCAGUAAAGGACAGUCUCACCCUUGCUGGUUUCCAUUUUUGUAUGGGACUGCAAAAAGAAACCUCUGCCAAUCUCAGCCCACAGACAGGUCCCACCACCAGCACGCUGAGAUACAAAGCUUGCUCAUCUCCCCGCUGCCCCCAGCUCACCCUAGAAGAAGAAUUUGUUUGGUCACCAAUUUCCAUGAUAUCCACCCGACCCUCAUCCCUCCAGUCCCUUGUGCCACAGAGGCAGCACGUUCCUAUCAGUCUGCCAGAAGCCCAUUUAAUGCAGCAAGAUGGAUUCCUGCUGUCUGAGUUGCCUGGAAAACCUCCUUGGGCUCUGCAGAGCUCCGUUGUUUUGUUGAGUAUUCCCUGCACUGCUGCCUCAAAAAGCCAAAGAAGAGAGCAAAGCACACGUGGGUGUGUGAGCAGGGGGAUCUCUCUGUAGUGCCAAGAACAGGACUGUCAGGACGCUCCUUUCUAUGCCUUACAGUUUGUGCCACAGGGAAAGGCAUUGUCCAGAUGCAUUUGUUUUAUAUAUACUGUAUAUAUUUAUAUAUAUAAGAUAAUACAUGCAAGCUUGGUUGGUGUUUUUUAUUAAACAAAAUAAAACCCAUUGAAAACGUU